AGCAGCAACCCCACAGAGGCCAGCCAAGGCUAUGCACAGCUGGUGCGCGCCGGACCCCUUAUUUACAUUUCAGGUGUCAGCGCGCUCGACAGCCACAGCGGCCGGAUGCCUGCGCACCUUGUGCUCGAGGCUGCUGGCCAGACGCGCGCAAUAAUGAGGCGGAUUCGACAGCUUCUCGAGACAGUCGGCUGCUCCGAAAAGAGCAUAGUACGCAUGAGGAUUUAUGUGGUCGACAUGGUCCGUGACUCGCGUCAGAUACAGCUGGCCAUGACGCAGUGGCUCAACGAAUCGGCUGAAGGCGCUGCCAUGAAGCCAGGAAUCACCAUUGUUGAGGUUCGUCGUCUGUCGUCGGAGCCUGUGCUGCUGGAGGUCGAAGUCGAUGCUGUG
This is a messenger RNA of Linderina pennispora, 387 nucleotides long. Its product is annotated as YjgF-like protein. NCBI's taxonomy places the organism in Eukaryota, Fungi, Kickxellomycota, Kickxellomycetes, Kickxellales, Kickxellaceae. The transcript has a single exon. The record is from RefSeq and is a predicted model, not a curated record. The annotation marks the transcript as partial.